Impatiens glandulifera is the source of this 901-nucleotide messenger RNA. Its product is annotated as multiple myeloma tumor-associated protein 2 homolog. NCBI's taxonomy places the organism in Eukaryota, Viridiplantae, Streptophyta, Magnoliopsida, Ericales, Balsaminaceae. The transcript has 4 exons. The record is from RefSeq and is a predicted model, not a curated record. Bases 81 to 773 code for a protein of 230 amino acids.
GAAAGAAAAUAUAUUUGUUCAAAUUUUCUUUGAACUUGAAGACCUAAUUUCGUUUUCAUACGCAUAGAGAUUUGAGAAACAUGUAUCAUCCUACCAGAGGAGGAGUUCGCGGUGGUAGAGAUCAAUUUACCUGGGAUGAAGUCAAGGUUGAUAAGCAUCGGGAGAAUUAUUUAGGUCACAGCGUCAAGGCUCCAGUAGGAAGAUGGCAGAAAGGGAAGGAUCUGAUCUGGUACACAAGGGACAGGAAUUCUGCAGAUUCAGAGGCUGCAAAGGAAGAAAUAAGAAGAAUCAAGGAAGACGAGGAACAGUCCAUGAGGGAAGCUCUGGGGUUGGCUCCUAAACGUGCUAACCGGCUUCAAGGUUCUCGGCUGGACAAACACGAGUUCUCAGAACUUGUAAAACGAGGCUCCACAGCUGAAGACUUGGGAGCAGGACAUGCAGAGGCUGCUCAAGUUCAAGGUCUAGGAUUUUCAAGAGCUCCCCGGGCUUAUGAAGAGUCUGGUUCUGCUACACUACAGCCCACAGCAGAAGUUAAACCAUCAAACAUGACCACUCCUGCACCUGCGCUGGCUCCUACUCCAUCUGUGAGAGACAACAAUGAGGAAUCAGAUGAAGAAAGGAGCCGAAAGAAACAGAGGCGAGAAGAGAAGAAAAGGGAGAAGAAGCUUGAGAGGCGGGAAGAGAAACGUGACAGGCGAGAGAAACGACAUUCUGAGGACAGGCGGAGUGGAAAGAAAGAGAGAAGAGAGAAGAGGAGACACGAUUCCGACUAACUAAAAACUGGUGUUGUGUAAUUGUUGGUGUUUGUUUUAAAGUAUUUGAUAAAAUGAAUAUUGGCAUCUUGACUAAUACUCCACUCUUGAUACAGAUAGAUUUGUUUUUAUUAUUAUGUCUUGAAAUC